AUGAAGGACAAUAUGGUAAUGUAUCAAAGUCUUAUCGUUGUGGUUAUGGUUGAUCUGGUGGGCUUAGCUAUCAUAGGUUUCAUAACGCGCUCGCCAAUCUCUUCAACCUUCGAAAAGACGGCUGAUGCAAUUGUUGAAACAUUUUUCAUGACCAAAGAGCGUAAUGCUGGCCCUAGUUCUUUAGAACUGAUAGUAGUAGGAGAUAUUGGAGGGCUGCCUUUUUAUCCAUACUAUACUCGUGCUCAGCGCAAAGUUGCGCAGACCAUGGCAAAAUGGGCAAAGGAACACAAUCUUCAUGGUGUUAUCAAUGCUGGGGAUAACAUGUAUUUUACUGGAGUAGAUAACGAAUACAGUUUUAGAUUCAGAAGAACUUUUGAGGAGAUUUACGACGACAUGGCAUUGAAUGUGACUUGGUUCACGAUCGCCGGCAAUCAUGAUCAUUUUGGAAAUAUUUCAGCACAGAUUGCGUAUACGAACCACAGCCAAAAAUGGUACUUUCCCUCGCUGUAUUACAAUAUGUCGUACAAGCUUGGAAAUACCACUGUAGACGUGCUAAUGAUCGAUACGAUCCAGCUUUGUGGAAACACCGCUAAUGUUAAGAAUGCUCGCAUAUGGGACAUAUUACGGCAACAUCCUCCCCUGGGUCCAGAGAACAAAACUUUGGCAGAUCAACAAUGGGCAUGGAUUGAUCGUACUAUGCAAGCAAGCACCGCUGACUACUUAUUCGUUGUUGGGCACUACCCAAUAUAUUCCGUAUCUUCACACGGACCAACUAAAUGUCUUGUGGACAACCUCAACCCUUUGCUGAAGGAAUAUCAUGCUUCAGCAUAUUUUUCUGGACACGAUCAUAAUUUGCAGCACUUCACCUCAAAGUCAAACACAGGUCAAGAUAUACAUUAUGUGGUCUCUGGUGCUGGUUCACGUUCUGACUAUUCCGACAGCCAUCGGAAUAAAAACUACGGGGCUGCUUUCCGGUAUCGAUACCCAAGCUCUCGGUUUAUCUCAAAUCCAUUUUCGCAGCUUGGAUUCUCCGAUGGUGGUUUUGUAUAUAUGAGCCUUACAAAAGCCUAUGCCAAUCUUACCUUCAUCACUGGGGCUGAUGUACAGAAGUAUCGCUUGUUUAUAUAUCCCAGAAACUUAACUUGGCUACGGAAACCUCGUUGAGAGUAUUUUCCCAUAUUUCAUGUUCUUACUUUUGUUUACUGCCAGUUUUCGAUCCCUUUUGAUGGCGUUAGUGAGAAAUGCUCAUGUAUUAGAUUAUCUAGACUCUGUUGUUUUGCAGUUAUUCGCUGUACAUCAUAACGAUGCUACCACAUCUUAAUUCUCCUCAUUGUGAUCUCAACCUUCCACUCUGCGUUUGCUCUUAGCAUUGCUCUUAGCCAUUUACUUCACUGU
Molecule: messenger RNA, 1395 nt
Organism: Cylicocyclus nassatus
Lineage: Eukaryota; Metazoa; Nematoda; Chromadorea; Rhabditida; Strongylidae
Source: the annotation of a GenBank genome assembly